This is a messenger RNA of Lichtheimia ornata, 2076 nucleotides long. RefSeq lists its product as uncharacterized. Gene Ontology annotation, cellular component: cytoplasm. Gene Ontology annotation, biological process: regulation of MAPK cascade; protein phosphorylation; intracellular signal transduction. Gene Ontology annotation, molecular function: protein serine/threonine kinase activity; ATP binding. Lineage: Eukaryota; Fungi; Mucoromycota; Mucoromycetes; Mucorales; Lichtheimiaceae. Bases 1 to 2076 code for a protein of 691 amino acids. The transcript has 8 exons. The record is from RefSeq and is a predicted model, not a curated record.
AUGCAAACAGCAUCGGAAUCGUGGGGUACAGAUAAGAAAGAGGGACGACCGCAUGUGGUCCGCAACUCUACGUCGCGACGUUCACUUGUCAGUGUAUUUUCAGGCAACUCUUCCCGUAAUGCAUCAUUUAAAGCAAUCAAGACACACAAAUCAACGCCAUCGCUCUCUCGAACGCUUUCAAUAGGUUCCAAGGCCCAUGUCACCAAGCUCUACAAUACCGGCGCCAUUACACCAUCGCCAUACUAUCUCGGCUCACAGCAGAUUGCUGUCCACGUUACCAGCAAUCAACAACGCUUCAGCGCCCAGCAACUGAAAAGCUAUGGAAGCGUAGAGACCUUGUCAGCCAAACGAUCCUCGACAAGCGGUGACUCUGAUAUGUAUCUCGAAUCAACACAACGCACACGUGAUCGCAAUACCUUCAAAGGCGUGUUUGAUAAGGUUGUUGGUGGUUUCAAUGAUCUGUUGUCAAAUCAAGGGACUCCGGUGAAUGGCACUGCACAAGCGGGAUCCAAGACCAUGGACAUCUCUUCCCCUUACAACACAAGGCAUGUUACCCAUGUUGGAUUCGAUGCACAUACAGGCGAAUUUACGGGCCUUCCUGGUGAAUGGCAUGUCCUGCUCAAACACAGCGGAAUUACCAAGAAGGAGCAAGAACAAAAUCCUCAGGCUGUGAUUGAUGCUAUUGAGUUUUAUCAAGAGACACAUGCAAGAGAUGAUGAUGCUGUAUGGCACAAGAUCCCCAAUGGCACCGUCACUUCUACGAGCGUAUCCAACGACGUAACAGCAUCCCUCAAAGAAGAGUCAAAUCAACAACAGCAACAACAACAACAACCCUCCACUCGAAAAACCGAUGGCUUUGCUAGCAUUGGUAAGUCUUGGAGACGUUUAUCCAAGAUUGCAACUGGGGAUUCCAAAAACAAGGAUGCUACAAAGAGCAUGGUGAUCAAAGAGGGGGAAGAGGAAGAGGCACCAUCAACGCAACGACCCUUAUCACAAUCGAAUGUACAGCCUGUGGAGACCUCUCCAAUGAAUGACAAGGAGACCAACAAUAAUAAUACGACGAGUGAGUCAUCACCAUCCACCACAACCACAACCACAACGUCAAAGGAGACGACAGCAGCAACAUCAUCGACAUCCUCACCAUCCGUGGGAGUGGUCAAGCGACGUGUUGGCAAGGAGAAGAAUCAAGGCGAUGAUGAGCUGAUGCGGAAUCUUAAAGAGCUCUGUAAGAAUGCAGAUCCUACCAAGAUAUAUUUGGAUAUGGUCAAGAUUGGACAAGGAGCGUCAGGAGGUGUUUACACUGCUCGCCAAUUGGAUAACCAGGAGUACCCGGUGGCGAUCAAGCAAAUGAAUUUGGAUCAACAACCCAAAAAAGAGCUGAUCAUGAAUGAAAUCAUGGUGAUGAAGCAAUCUCGACAUCCCAACAUUGUCAAUUUCAUCGAUUCUUAUCUCUGGAAAGGCGACCUAUGGGUGGUGAUGGAGUAUAUGGAAGGAGGAAGCUUAACGGAUGUUGUCACAUGCAACAUGAUGACCGAAGGCCAAAUCGCCGCUGUAUGUCGUGAAGUACUCAAGGGAUUACAACAUCUUCAUUUGAGUGGUGUCAUCCAUCGUGAUAUCAAGAGUGACAAUGUGCUCCUCAGCUCCGAAGGCGACAUUAAAUUGACCGAUUUCGGAUUUUGCGCUCAAUUGAAUGAAGGACAAUCCAAACGGACAACCAUGGUUGGAACGCCUUACUGGAUGGCUCCAGAAGUGGUCACCAGGAAAGAAUAUGGACCUCAAGUGGACAUUUGGUCACUAGGCAUUAUGGCCAUUGAAAUGAUCGAAGGAGAGCCACCUUAUCUUAACGAGAAUCCUCUGCGAGCGUUGUAUCUUAUUGCUACCAAUGGCACACCUCAAUUACAAAGCCCAGAGUCUUUAUCAGAUAUCUUCCGCGACUUUUUAUCAAGAUGUCUUGCAGUGGAUCCUGAGAAACGACCUUCUGCCGCCGUCAUGCUCGAACACGACUUUUUGAAGACUGCAGAUCCACUUUGUUCCUUAUCACCACUGAUUGAAGCCGCCAAAGAAAAUUCAAAUUGA